GUCCUAAGCUGACGUCAGCCCGGUACCGAUGAACCACCGGUAGAAACUGAAGAAAGCUGUAAAGUCGGGCUUUUUUUGUGUUUUCCCCCCUCGCCAAACCCCCGUUAAACGUACAAACAUCAUGCCUUUCGAUGUUAGGAGAUUUGAUAUCUACAGGAAAGUGCCAAAAGAUUUAACCCAGCCAACAUACACAGGAGCUUUCAUAUCCAUUCUCUGCUGUGUCUUCAUCCUCUUCCUGUUCCUGUCCGAGCUGACGGGAUUCAUAGCCACCGAGAUUGUAAAUGAGUUGUAUGUGGACGACCCUGAUAAAGCCAGUGGUGGGAAGAUAGAUGUGAGUUUAAACAUCAGUUUGCCAAACUUACACUGUGAUUUGGUGGGCUUGGACAUUCAAGAUGAGAUGGGUCGCCACGAGGUCGGUCACAUAGACAACUCCAUGAAGAUUCCUCUCAACCAGGGCGACGGUUGUCGCUUCGAGGGAGAGUUCACAAUCAACAAAGUACCAGGAAACUUCCAUGUGUCAACACACAGCGCUACGGCACAGCCGCAAAGCCCUGACAUGACCCACACCAUUCACAAGCUGGCCUUUGGAGAAAAGCUACAGGUACAAAAAGUUCAAGGAGCCUUUAAUGCUCUAGGAGGAGCAAAUAAGCUUUCAUCUAAUCCUCUGGCCUCACACGACUACAUACUCAAGAUUGUGCCAACAGUGUAUGAGGACCUGUCCGGGAAACAGAGGUUCUCUUACCAGUACACGGUUGCUAACAAGGAAUAUGUUGCUUACAGCCACACGGGCAGAAUUAUCCCAGCAAUCUGGUUCAGAUACGACCUCAGUCCAAUCACAGUCAAGUACACAGAGAGGAGACAGCCGUUUUACCGCUUCAUCACAACUAUCUGUGCCAUCAUCGGAGGGACGUUCACAGUGGCAGGAAUCAUCGACUCCGGUAUAUAUACUGCCUCGGAGGCCUGGAAGAAGAUCCAGAUAGGAAAAAUGUCAUGACCUCCUCCCAUUCCUCUUCGUCUCCUAUUUAUAAGUGCGAAGUUGCUAGCCUGUUAGCUACAUCCAGUCCCGAUUAUAAACAAGUUCCUCGUGGAAAUCGUAUCCCCAUGACCAAUGAGGAGUCUCUGGCACACGAUAUAGCUACCAGGCUACACGGCCGUCUUUCUUUUUACUGAAGUUCCUCUUCAGCUCCAUUUGCUCUGCUGACGUGUGGAUGCUGACUAUCACAUGUCUGCUUUCUCCGUCAUCGGCAUCGGGAGCGGAGAGGAGAGGAGAGGAGAGGAGAGGAGAGGAGAGGGGACUCUUGUUACUGUGAGGACUCAUUUUAAAGGACCGUGUAUCAGGAAGGUGAUGGUGCACGUCUUUGAAGGCUGCAGCUUGUUUUGAUAAUGAAGUAAAAACUUGUAAAAGGGCUCUUUUUGGGCUGAUGUUACAUUUCUUCAAAUUUGAUGAGGUUCAUAUAGAAAUUCCACACCUAAUCAAUAAUGGGAACAUUUGUAAUUCCCAGUGCAUUAUGAUAAAGAAAAAAAAAAGGAUGUAAAAGGUGCCUCUGCAGGCUCCUUGCUCAACCAGGAUAUCUGUUCACAUGUAAUCUGGUUUAUCCAGUUUGUUUUUUUUUGGGGGGGGGGGGUAUAUACCAAUUUAUAAAGUAUCUCUUUCUUCGAGUUUCUGAUAAGUUAAUUUUGUGUCAUGCUGCACAGUUUUGUUCAGUUGCCAUCUCAUUCCAUCUCUACGGAAGAGCCCUAAUACUCGUCCGUACAUCUCCAAUACUGAAUCUGUGAGCUUUUAUUCUUAGUUUCAUCAGCUCUCUUCCAACAAAGUAUUUUCACUGUUUCUCAGUGCGUUACAGUAUCUGUGUAGACCCUUCUUUACAGACUUUUUUUUUCUCACACAACCUGAUCUUUACUGUUUUAUACUAAAUAAUCCACCAAUCACACACAAAUAUUUGGUGUAACGACCAACAUCUCUUGAAUGUCUGCUAUGUCUGGUUUGAUUUGUUCAUUGAAACAUGUUUUUCUUUUGUCUCCAUGAAGUUGUAAUGUCACUGAUGUGAAGGUUUGUGUCGCCCUUUUUUUACUGUUCUUAUGACGUUUCUUGUUGAAGCAUGGUGAGAACUACAAACCCUCUGCAGUUGUUCUUCGACUUUAAAAGCCAGCAUUUCCUCUGUAAUGCUACAUGUCCUCAAGUAAAGGUACCAUUCAUAUUAA
Molecule: messenger RNA, 2202 nt
Organism: Cololabis saira (Pacific saury)
Lineage: Eukaryota; Metazoa; Chordata; Actinopteri; Beloniformes; Belonidae
Gene: ergic1
Product: endoplasmic reticulum-golgi intermediate compartment 1
Exons: 10
Coding region: 122-994 (290 amino acids)
Biological process (GO): retrograde vesicle-mediated transport, Golgi to endoplasmic reticulum; endoplasmic reticulum to Golgi vesicle-mediated transport
Cellular component (GO): COPII-coated ER to Golgi transport vesicle; endoplasmic reticulum; endoplasmic reticulum membrane
Source: RefSeq, a predicted model, not a curated record